Solea senegalensis (Senegalese sole) is the source of this 4685-nucleotide messenger RNA. It is a transcript of the gene adamts13, whose product is annotated as ADAM metallopeptidase with thrombospondin type 1 motif, 13. The coding region runs from base 345 to 4523 and encodes 1392 amino acids. Lineage: Eukaryota; Metazoa; Chordata; Actinopteri; Pleuronectiformes; Soleidae. Gene Ontology annotation, biological process: proteolysis; extracellular matrix organization. Gene Ontology annotation, molecular function: metalloendopeptidase activity. Gene Ontology annotation, cellular component: extracellular matrix. The record is from RefSeq and is a predicted model, not a curated record. The transcript is spliced from 29 exons.
UAACGCCCAUCUGUGGACCACGACCCGCAGUUUUACGGGCUGCUUUUGAAUGGUGAAUGGACAGCGGAGUCACCUGGAGCGACAGAAAGCACGAGCACUGACUGGAAAAACACUCGCAACAGCCAAACGACCUUUCUCCCCUCCGCCAGAGCAGCUGGACGCCGCCGGCAGACAGAGAAGUGCAGCGGCCGCUUAAAGUACACACAUGCGGUGGAAUUAGCCGUCAUGAUGUGGCGUUAAGUCUGCGCGAGCGUCACAGAAACAGUGAACAAACGACUAACCACUGCGAUGGAUGAGGUGACCUGAGCCCAACAAAGUCGAGGAGGACGACGAGGAGAAAUUCUAUGUGGGACAAUGUGGAACGGCCGUUACCUGUAGAGUUUCAUCACUCGUCCAGUCAAAGAAUCAUAAUUCCUUCUCCUGAUUCUUCCACUGACGCCUCCGCAGAGAGCGGGCGGCCGCGUCGCUCAGCCUCGACGCCUGACAUCACCCAUCUGGAACUGCUGGUGGUGGUUGGCCCCGAUGUCCAGCAGGUCCACAAGCAGGACACGGAGAGAUACAUCCUCACCAACCUCAAUAUCGCCUCAGAGCUGUUAGGAGACAUGACCCUGGGCGCCAACAUGCACGUGCACCUGGUUCGCAUGAUAAUCCUGUCGGAGCCAGAGUCAGAGAUCCAAAUGUCCGCCGACAUCACGUCAUCUCUGAGAAGCGUGUGCGACUGGGGCAAGAGGAUAAACCCCCCCAACGACACAGACCCACUACACGCUGACCUGCUGUUGUACAUUACAAGGUAUGACCUGGUGUUGCCCGAUGGGAACAAGCAGGUCAGGGGGGUGACUCAGCUGGGCGGGGCUUGCUCCAGUGAAUGGAGCUGUGUGAUCACAGAGGACACGGGCUUUGACCUUGGGAUCACCAUCGCCCAUGAAAUUGGCCACAGUUUUGGCGUCAACCACGAUGGAGUGGGCAACACGUGCAGCAGGAGUGGCUUCAUGAUGGCGUCCGACGGAGGCUACAACAGCGUGGAUCUGACCUGGUCCCCCUGCAGCAGACAGCAGCUGCUCACGUUCUUCAGUGAAGGCAAAGCUGAAUGUGUGAGCGACCAACCGGCCGUGGAAGGGUCUCUGCAGGACUGGAAACCCGGUCUUUAUUAUGGAGUCGACGAUCAGUGUCGUAUAGCCUUCGGUAUCACCGCCAGAGCCUGCUCUUUCACCAGUCAUGACCUGCCGGCCUGCCGGGUCCUGUCCUGUCAAAUCAACCCCGAGGAUGAAAGCUCCUGCAAACGACUCCUGGUUCCACUGCUGGACGGGACAGAGUGCGCUCCACAUCAGUGGUGUCUGAAGGGCCGCUGCGUGUCGCCGGAUGAGCUGGGCUCCUCCGUGGUGGUGCACGGCUCCUGGUCCAGCUGGUCCGAGUUCUCUCCCUGUUCGCGCACGUGUGGCGGGGGAGUCAGACACCGCACCAGGCAAUGCAACAACCCAAGACCUGCUUUUGGAGGGAACGACUGUCAGGGUCCGGAUGUUGAGGCUGAACUAUGUCACCAGCAGCAGUCAUGUGAACACACGCAGGUGGAUUUCAUCGCAGAACAGUGUUCACAGACGGACCUGCAGCCCCUCUACCUGCAACCAAACACGGCCUCUUUUUACACGUGGAUCCCCGCGGUCGGCUUUGCGCACGGGGACGAGCAGUGCCGAUAUACGUGCCAGGCAGAUGGAGAGAACUUCAUGGUGAGCCGCGGCGCUCAGUUCGUGGACGGGACUCGCUGCGAGUCGGACCGCCCGCCUCCCUUUGGCUCCACAGCCGCUUGUCUGAGAGGGAAAUGCCAGCUGUUUGGCUGCGAUGGCGUACUACACUCUGGGAGAGCACGGGACGUGUGUGGGGUGUGCGGCGGCGACGGAUCGUCGUGCAGUUUGACGUCUGAUUCCUACACUGCUGGUCAGGCCAGAGAGUACACCACUUUCCUCUCUGUGCCGGUGAACGCCACACAGGUUCACGUCGUCAACAGGGCGCCUCUCUUCACUCACAUGGCUGUGAUGUUGGAGGAUCGGUACAUCGUGUCUGGAGCUGGCAGCAUGUCACUGACCAUGACCCACCCUUCCCCUGUGGACGAUAAACGUGUAGAAUAUCGUCUUCACCUGACGCCUGAGCAUCUGCCUGCGAUGGAGGAGCUGCUGAUGCCUGGACCGCUGCAACAGGAGAUAAACAUACAGGUCUAUCGCAAAUACGGAAAAGAAUAUGGCGAGAAAACAAAUCCAAACAUCAGUUACCAGUUCUACGUACCGGUCAGAAACAGUAGCGCCACAGGGAGCGCGUCUAAAGGAACAUGGGCUGUUUUUACGACACCGUGUUCGGUCUCCUGUGGAUCUGGUGUGCAGAAGCAUGUGUAUGUCUGUGUAGAUGAAGGUACCAACAACCAUUUGGAAGAACACGACUGUAAAAUGCCCGCGCCGCCUGAACCACCACAAACCACGUGUCGGCUCUCGCCGUGUCCUCCCCGGUGGGACGCGGGUCAGUUUGGAGCCUGUAGCGCCUCCUGUGGUGGAGGACAGAUGGUGCGUCCCGUAAGGUGCGUUCAGAAACACGGAGCUGACGUGGCGACCGUCCCCGACUCUGAAUGCUCACCUGACGCAGCGCCACGUGCUGUGGAACAAUGUAACGUGCAGCACUGCCCAGCCAGGUGGCAUGUGUCAGAGCCAGGAGAGUGUUCGGCAGUGUGCGGCCCAGGAGACGCCAAACGCGUCGUUUCAUGCGUCCGCUCAGAGGUCGGCCAGGACAUCGAAGUGGAUCAGAGCUUUUGUCCGAAGCAGAUGAAACCGCACGGUUCUGUGCCCUGUGUCGUUGCCGUGUGCCCUAUUGGGUGGGAGUCUGAGGGAGAGGACCGGCCCAUGUUCAAGUCCGGUUUGUUGCCGCACGCUAGACAAGGUCCUGUGUAUGUUUGGAGCCCUGCGAUCAGCCAGUGCUCCAAGACCUGUGGCAACGGGACACUGCAGGUGUGGUUUUCCUGUGUGGACCACCAGACCAGACUAGGGGUGCCAGAUUUCCACUGUGAGGCUUCGGCCAAACCUUCGCCUCAGACUGAGACCUGCAGCACAUCUCCCUGUCCUCCUCCCACGUGGCGCUCUAAGCAAGGGGUCUGCAGUGUGACGUGUGGAGGAGGGGUGGCCGACAGGGUGCUGUACUGUGCUCGGGAAGCGGAGACGGGGGAGGAGGAGGAGGUGGUGGAGGAUUCCGUAUGUGACGGCUCGCUCAAACCCUCCGCCGUGGUUUCAUGUAACACCCACAUCUGUCCUGCGAGGUGGAAGGUGUUCGGGACGUCGCCCUGCUCCGUGUCCUGUGACUUGGGUGUAGCUCAGAGGACGGUGUCCUGUGUCCAGUUUGUCCACGGCAGUGAGCGCGCAGUGGCGGAGGAACACUGCCACGCGGCCGUCAAACCGGCCACCACUGUUCCCUGCCUGGUGCAGGUCUGCACCUUCAGGUGGGAGGUGAAGCCAUGGAGCCAGUGUUCAGUAGCCUGUGGAUAUGGGAUCCAGUCCAGAGCGGUGUCCUGCCUGGGUCCCUCUAAACCCGAGCCCCUCAGCCCCGUGCUCUGCAUGCACAUGCCCAAACCCAUCACCAUCCAGGGCUGCUACGCGGGAGGCUGCAGCGCCACCACUGAGGGGCCUCUCCCCUCUACCACUAUGAGCUACGACGCGCCUCAGCGCCGCACGGUGGCCCGUCCUCCCAGUCUAACGGAGGCCGUUACUUCCCCACAGACCCCCACUACGACCACCCCAACCUCCAGAGGCAAAUACACAUGUCGACACUCCCUAUUCCCACAAAGAGCAGGAGGCAGAUGUGCAAUAAUCCCAACUGUAUGUGCUCUUCUUCCAGAUGCAUGUGGACAGUUACUCCUGGAGGAGUCAGGCACAGUGGAUUUGCGAAAUGUGUCGAGCCGCUGCACGGUGUCCAUCGGUCGACCCCUGGAUGAAGUCAUCUACGUUAGAGUGGAGUCCAGCUCCUUGAAUUGCAGGAAAAAGGAGUACGUGGCGUUUUUCGACCGGCUGACGUUCGCGAGGAAGUGCGCGCAGGUGGCGGGCAGCGAGCUGACCACGAGGAGCAACGUGCUGCUGGUCCGCCAGAGCCGGCUCACUCGCGGGAACGGGAUCGUGUUCACGUACAAGUCGCAGAAGAACACAAAGAGGAGCCAUCAUCAGAGCUGUGACGUUCAGCUGUUCUCCCCCAGCGGCGUGUUCGAGAACCCGACGGCGUCCGGCACGAACCACACGUGUCGAGUGCUCAUCAACGCCCCUCCCGCAGUGAAGAUACGGAUCCAGGCGCUGCACAUCGGAUUAGUAUUCAACGCCACCAACGCUCAGUCUACAUAUAUUAUGAUCCGGGACAAGGACGUCUUACAGACCAGUAUCUUUAAAGGCCAACACUUGUUUCUGUGGCACUCGUCCGGAACCAUGGCUGAGAUUGAGUUCCAUGGAGACUACCUGCAUUCUAAAGGACGCUUCCGAGCUGAAUAUUCCUUUACCAGUCUUUGAUAAUAUCGAUAUAUAUAUGUUCAAUAUUACUUUAGUUAAAGGUGCUUUUUUUUGUAUCAGCCUUUAGAUUGUAUUAUGUUGAGUAAAAAAGACGGCGCAAUCUUUUCAAAUUUGAUUUUCAGGAUAUUUUUGGACAUGAAAUAAACAAAACAAAAAGUGUCA